UGACAAUGUAGUCGUUUUGGUCGAAUUGGUAAUGACACAUUUUUUGGUGUAGCGAUGAUGUUGCUUUGUUACUUACAUGACCGUCAAGUGCUACUAGCACUUGCAUUUCCAAAAAUGAAAGUUUCUUCCAGCCCUCUUCUGUUUCUGUAGUCAAAAAAGCAUGGUCGUUGACUAUUUCAGCAGCCUUUCACCACCGCGGCGGAGGUCGCUCCGGCCGCCGUCUGGUCCCCAGGGAUUGCCUCUGCGGGUUUUCAAUUUUUUGUAUUUGUUCGCAGUCAGCCUCCACGCUUUGAAGCGCGGCGGAUGGGAGCCGGUCGAGCGGAUCGACCUGACGGCGAUACAAGCGGCGCAACAGGAGUGCCGAGCGUUACUAGAAAGGCGCGGCACGGCGGCCCAGACUGCAUCUCUGAUCCAGGUUGUCCCGAUUCCAGCGCUGAAGCGGAUUUGUGCUAUGGUACGGGCGAGACAGGGGCAGGCUUUCCUCAGCCGCCGCACGUAUGAGGCUGCCCCACGGAUCCAGUUCCAGUCGCUGUGCACCGGGCGACAAACGCACGUGGAGCUGCCGCUGGUGCUCGCCAGCGCGGAUGUACUGGACCAUUUAACGCCGUUGCUUAGUUUGCCCAGCCAACUGAACUUCAAGGGGUGCUUUGAUAGUUAUUUCAAAGUCCCAGAACCCCGGGUGCCCAGGGAAGUUUUCACGGAGCAGGAGAACGUGAUCUACCCGUUGAUCGAGCAACCACUGGCCGCCAGCCACGAGCGUGCGAAAGCCCGGCUGCGUUUUUUUCUCACGGCCGGAGACGAGCGCGCACUGUUGGAGCUACCGGGACACACGUCAGUCAAACGGCUGAGCGAACUGCUCUCGGAAAUCGCCCCUGGAGGAUCUUCGUCUUUAACCACCAGUGCGGGCGCGAGAAAUAAAGUCCAUCGGCAGCGGUUCCACCUCGGAUUCAGAUACGCAAGCUCUUCUUCGUGCGUUUCAGCACGAGGUCUGUGGGAAUGCAGGCGGCUGUGGGUUCAGCUAUCAGACAAGCGAAUUAGAAGACGAUGCUUCUCGGCCGCACCACCCGCACCGCGGCGGUACGUUUGA
Messenger RNA from Amoebophrya sp. A120, 1087 nucleotides. The record is from the annotation of a GenBank genome assembly. NCBI's taxonomy places the organism in Eukaryota, Dinophyceae, Syndiniales, Amoebophryaceae.